This is a messenger RNA of Solanum verrucosum, 1001 nucleotides long. RefSeq names its product zinc finger protein 4-like. The record is from RefSeq and is a predicted model, not a curated record. The transcript has a single exon. Bases 92 to 844 code for a protein of 250 amino acids. NCBI's taxonomy places the organism in Eukaryota, Viridiplantae, Streptophyta, Magnoliopsida, Solanales, Solanaceae. Gene Ontology annotation, biological process: negative regulation of abscisic acid-activated signaling pathway.
AGUCAAGGACCGGAAGUCAUCAUCGCGUAAUUAUUUUUCGACCUGUUGUUACCUAAGUAUCAAAUUUGCCCUGCGUUUUUUCCGGAGCAGCAUGAAGCCACCAAAUUUCAAUCUUGAAUCUGAAGACGAGUCCGAAGUCAGCAGCAGCCAAGUUGCCUCCAACAAUUCUGCCCAAGAAAUUUCUCCUGAUCCUAACAAGGACAGCACGACCAAUUCGUCCUGUCUGACGAACUCUCUCAAUCUUCAGCAGGAGUCAAAACCUGUUACACUUGACUUGACUCUUGGCUUCAACAGCGGUGCUGAUACCGAGUCGAAGGGAAAUCCCGAGGCUGGCAGUGAAGUAGUGCCUCAUCCUCCAGCUGCACAAGUAUCGAGGAUAUUCUCGUGCAACUUUUGUAGGCGCAAGUUUUACAGUUCACAAGCUUUGGGAGGACAUCAAAAUGCACAUAAGAGGGAGAGGACUCUAGCAAAGAGGGCGAUGCGGAUGGGAAUGCUAUCAGAGAGGUACGCUAGCUUGGCAUCGCUCCCCCUUCACGGCUCCCCAUAUCGAUCUCUUGGCAUCGAAGCUCAUGGCUCCGUGCAUCAACGUGCCUCACAACAACAAGAAAGGCAUAUGCAUGCUAUUAGAGGCGGGGCAAGAUUUGAACAGGGCUAUUUCGGGGUGCCAGUAUACAUGGAGGAUGAUGACAUGGAGAUGUUUUGGCCCGGGAGCUUCCGUCAAGUUGACGGGGUCGGUAGCAACGUCGUGCUUAAUUCAGGUCAGAGGUCCAACAUAAAUUUUGUACCAAUGGCUCCACCACCUAAAACACAACCAUCAUUGCCUGACCUUAAUUUGAAACUGUGACACUCUUGCCAUUCACAUUUCUAUAUCUAUUUCAACAUCCUCCUGUUCCGAAAAAAGAAAAAUGCGAUGUUACGUUGUGUUACAUCCGCGUUGUAUUGUACAGGGAGAUUGAUUGAAUGUCUUAGAUUGAAUUGAGAUUUCGAGUUUUAUCGCGUUA